CUUGUUUACCAUGUCGGAAUUCAGUUAUCUCUGUACUCCACGGACUAUUCCAUAUAAGUACAAAACAGUUAUUCAAAUCUUCAACGAAAUGACAACAUCAUUUCCAAACAAAGAGAUUCUCAUUUAUCGAGGUAUUGACGGAACCCGGGAAAGCUUGACUUGCCGUCAACUUCAGACGCAGGCAACAAAGUUAGCAGGUUAUCUCGUCAGAAAAGGAAUUAAGAAGGGAGAUAAAAUUGCACUCUCUGGGCCGAAUACUCUAGAAUGGGUGAUCGCAGAUUUAGCAAUAAUCAUGGCGGGGGGUGUUGUUGUUCAUGUGCCCUUCAGCAAUACCGACGCCAGAGAUGUUUACGAAAUAACUUCAUUCGCUGACUGUAAGGCCUUUUUGAUAGAUCCAGGAAGAAGCGAUAUAUAUUUAGAUAUGAUUUUACAAGUUAUUGCUCUCAUUCGUCGACAAUAUCCUAGUGAAGACAGCACCGAUGGAGACUCGGAUGAUUUAGCUUUGGUGUUUCUCAGAAAAAGCGAGCAUCUAACUUCAUAUGAUGACCUUCCUGGAAUAUUGCAGUUGAAUGAAAGCGAUGUUCAAUUUCCAACCCUCUACCCUGAAGAUGAAAUUGUGAUUUUCACGACGUCUGGAAGCACUGGAAAGCCUAAAAUGAUUCCUAAAACACACUUUUACGCAGCUAACAAUAGUGUGAUCUUCUCUGGGAAAACGUACAAUGAUCGACCAUUUGCUUGGGCAGCCGGACCUCCCAUUUUCACAGUGUACCAAGGGGAACCUAGAGUAUUCUGCGAUUCAUCAGUCGCAACAGAAGGACGUAACACAAUGAAGAUAUGGGAAAUAAUCAAAGAAGAACAGUGCACAUCGGCAUUAUUGUUACCCUACUUUCUUUUAGAUCUGGUAGCUCACGAAGAAAAUUACAAAGAUCCGUUCAAACUUAACGUGGUCAUCACAACUGGACAGCCGAUUAACAAUCUCCACACGAAGGUCGCUGGCAUAUUUACCAGAACUUUGAAAUAUGGAUACGGGUCAACCGAGGCAUAUUGGAAUUCUGUACUUUCACCUGUUAAUACUGCUUGUGAAAUGAAAGCUGGUGACGUAGGAACACCACUUCCAGGAUUUGAAGUCAAAAUCAUUGAAGAAGAUGGAAAUGUUUUGAGAAAAGGGGAGAAUGGGGAGCUUUGUAUACGAGGCAUAUGUUGUUUCGAGAAAUAUUACAAGAACACAGAGUUAACUGAUGCAGUUCUUUUGCCUGGAAAGUGGUUUCGUUCUGGCGACAUUGCGCACAUAAAUGAAGACGAUCAUAUUAUAAUCAUGGGUCGGAAGAAGGAAUGUAUUUCUCGAGGUACAAGGAAAAUUCUGCCAAGUAGUAUCGAAGAAGUCGUUCUAACAAAAAAUGGCAUCAAAAUUGUGAUUGUGGUUGGUGUACCUGACAAGCGUUUAUACGAGGAAAUCUGCGUUUGUUAUGUCACAGACCCGCAGCAUAACAUUUCCCCAACCGAUGUAGAGCAGUUUUGCAUGGAGAAGUUAAUUGGGUACGACGCCAUCGAUGGUCUUGGAGAAAUGCCAAAAUAUUUUCUCCGAUUUCAUAGUCUGCCGAUGCUUGGUAAUGGAAAAAUCAACAAAAAGCAGUUGAGAAUCGAUGCCAUUCAACAGCUGGAAUUAACUGACGAGAUGGAAGGAUAACUCUUGAUAUCAAAUACCACAAACUAAAGUUGAAUCUUGUAUUUUUAGCAAGUAGCGGAAAUGUGAUUAAAAGUUCUUCGGUUUUUCUUCUUCUAAAAACGUCUUUUUUCUAUGACAUAUGUCAUAAAUUAACAUGUAUGUUUACUCCAAAUUGAAUAAUUCAAAUGCAUAUUUAUUCAAUUGAUUUAAAGUUAAAACUAAUUGUUUUAUUGCAGUUGUGUUAUAUAAAAUGUAUACGAAUUGUAGA
This is a messenger RNA of Ostrea edulis (European flat oyster), 1934 nucleotides long. RefSeq names its product long-chain-fatty-acid--CoA ligase-like. NCBI's taxonomy places the organism in Eukaryota, Metazoa, Mollusca, Bivalvia, Ostreida, Ostreidae. The coding region runs from base 11 to 1687 and encodes 558 amino acids. The transcript has a single exon. The record is from RefSeq and is a predicted model, not a curated record.